GUGGGCGACCAUCGCGCUGCGCCGUCUGUGAUCGCGCUUUCUUGACCGAAUGUUGAGGCUAGACUCCUAUCUUCUGGUGUGCUGUUACUUACUGUUACUUGGGAUGAAAAUCCUGAAUGAAGAAAAAGAAUUGCCUCAUCCUCUCCUGAUAGAUCAUCGCGUAAAAAAGGGGAAAGGAGCAAGAAAGAAGAAGGCAACCCUCCACGUCCACUCACGCACAGAUGAUAGUGAAUGUCUACCAUUAAGGAUGUCUCCUAGAUCGAAGUUACGUACGCGAAUGCAAAGAUCGCGCUGUACAAUGGGAUGAGUCCAUGUGGGAUAUGGAAGGGAACAACCUUGACGCAGUUGGAGAUAAGGAUUAAGGCGUUGUUCUUGGUUGAUUUGUUUCAGCCUCUGAACGUUGUUUGGUUCAACAUCUGAACGUUGUUGGUUGAUUUGUUUCAACAUGUGAACGUCACGACCCUAAAGUUGCAUGGUCUGUCUGUUGAGUAUAAGGCUGACACAUUCACGUCAUCCCUUGAGCGGAUAGAAUUAGAAUACUAAAACUCGUCCUCGUCGCGACGGUGGUCGUUCUACCUCUAGUACUCCUACUCACGACAUAUGAGUAAGUACUGACUUACACCCUCACACUCUAACAUAGAGGCGACGUGGAAAAGGAGUUCGAUCGCUUGAACAAUAUGGUCACGGACUUGCAGCAGAAGAACAACGUUCUGAAGGAUAGGAAUAGGAAGCAUUUAGAGGAGAAGGAUAGACUUUUCACACAAAAAAUUGAGAUGGAGGAAGAUAUGCGAAGGUUGAGUUAUGCUGGUGACAGUUUGUCUUUGUUUGUUUCUUUACUAUGUUAAAGAAGCACACCCGUCAAAAUAUAUGACUGGGUAUAUCACCAUCCUCAUCAAUGUAUAUCCAAAUGCUCGUGGAGGAGGUGUCCUCCAUCUUAGAACUAGAAACAGUUUCUAGUUCUAAACGGGUACUGCUACAACUGGUAUAGUUCAUUUGUAUUAUUUCAUCUUCUAGCUUUCCUCUCACUCCACGUCCGUCGUGUUGCUUCUUCCCUAUGAUCCCUCUCUAUUAUCCCUCUCCUCUUCUAACCAAAAGAGCAAGUCGAACGCGCUGAAGAAAGAGCAGAGAACUACAAGCAAAUCAUGCAUGGCAAAGAGCGGGAAAUCGAGAAUUUGAAGGGCGACUUAGAAAGACUUGCUCAGCGUCAUGAGGUCCUAGUGGAGCGUCGGAGACUAAGCUAAGACGGG
Molecule: messenger RNA, 1247 nt
Organism: Amoebophrya sp. A25
Lineage: Eukaryota; Dinophyceae; Syndiniales; Amoebophryaceae
Source: the annotation of a GenBank genome assembly